Procambarus clarkii (red swamp crayfish) is the source of this 4589-nucleotide messenger RNA. RefSeq lists its product as uncharacterized. The record is from RefSeq and is a predicted model, not a curated record. NCBI's taxonomy places the organism in Eukaryota, Metazoa, Arthropoda, Malacostraca, Decapoda, Cambaridae.
CUCAUCAGAUAGAAGGAAAGAGAACACAAGAGCACGUGUUCCCGGGGGCUGACCCAGUUGAUCACCCCUUUGGUGCCUGUGUUAACGCUUCGUCUGGGUGGCUCUUGCCUCUCUUGCUCCUAAUUCUUGAUGUCCGUGUUGGUCCCUCCUGCUGGCUGUAUUGCUCUCCUGCUGUAGCUGCGUCUUCCACCAAGCCUAUAACUCCCUGCUGCUGGUCGUUGGCUGUUUUGGGGUACACGGAGAGUGUGAAGGCGCUCCAUUAAUUGUGAGGUCUGGUUGAUAGGUCUGUUGAAAGUGAUGGAGUCUGAGGAUGACUACAGUGACUAUGAGGAUAAAACUGAAACACAAAGUUACCAGCUGUUGUCUUCUGAGCAUGAUCUGCUUAGAGUGAGUGACAGCCUUUCAAGAAAUGAGAGAUGCAGUCAAAUUAACAGUAUAAGUAAAAAUCGCUUCUUGGUUCUUGAAGCAGAAAAUGACUGUGGAGAAUGUUAUAUUCAAAGUGCAGUUGACCAUCAGUCUGAAGAAGAGGAAUUUCAUGUACAAGAUAUAAAGCAGCUAGAAAAUAUCCAGGAUCAUGGAAGGAUGCAGAUCAGUAUGAAUGGCACAAGAAGCUCUUUACCAGACAAAUCAUCUGUUUCCUCUCCAUGCACAGCUGUUACUACGGCAGGUGGAAAUAGCUCUUCAAGAUUUUCUCGUCUCUUAUUCCUCAUAAAACAGGGAAAAUGUUCCCCAGAUGUGAAUGAUGUGAAUGAUAGGCUUCUAAAGAGAGGAAAUUACUUUGAUCAAAUAAGCUGUAUUCAACAAAAUAAAAGUAAUAAUUUAGAUUGCAUAAGAAAACUAUCAACAUGCAACUCUCAAGAAAAUUUAUCAACAAGUGAUUUCUCUGGUGUUGACUCAUCGGAAACAUCUUCCAGUAACAGAGAUGAUGCCGUAAAAUACCUGACAAGUACCGAACAUGAGCACACUUUUUUGAUGUCUUGUGAUGCAGAGGCAACUAAUACUACCAAACACUUGAGGCCCCCUGAAUUAUAUUCUGAUACAUUAACUGGAAAAGCAGCCGAAAGUAGGUAUCCUAGCCAAAAGAUAUUUUCUGUGCACCUUUCACAUGAAUCGAAUGCUUUGCAACAAACCUUUAAAAAUUAUCUUUCAUAUACGAGGUACUUAUACAGGAGACAGAAACCCUCCAAUAAUUCUGAAAUUAUAUAUAAUGAAAAGAGUAGAAGCACUUCUGUUAAAGAGGACAGUUCAUUUAAAAGAGUUAAGGAGCAGCUUAAGAUAUUUCAUCUGAGAAUAAAAGUUAACAUUUUAGCUCAGCCACUUCCAGCAACUUCAAAUGAGGAGAAAGAAUGGUAUUCCAGACUUGAAAUUCACAUAAAUGAAUUAAGAUCAGCAAAAUCUCAAGUUGAUUUAGUUGAGAAACUGUCAGUGUUUUCCUCUGCCCUUAAGAGUGACAUGUACUUGGGAAACUGCUUUUUAAUUAGCCUCAUGAGUUACGCACAGUCAGUUCUUGAUUUGGAAAAUAAUUUGGCUGAAAUUUGCGAUAUUAUCAUGUGUUUAAUUCCUUGUAUCAAUGUUGUUGUCACCAAGAAAAUUAACAAAAAGACUAUUAAUGUUAUUAAAAAUGACAACAUUAUCCAGACUCUUUACAAGUCAAUGAUAAAUGUAUUCAAGCAGGAAACAAGGUACACUGAAGGAUCCAUCAGGGAGCUGCUACAACAUAAAGAUGACAGUAAGAUCAAGGUUCAUAUAGCACGAAUGACUCCGCAAGAAUCAAAAAAGUUAUUCCAAGAGACCUUUGCUGAUCCUGGGAAUCCUGCUGAUAUGUAUCUUAUUUAUACCUGGCAGAUUUUAAAUAUUUAUGAAGUGAGAGAAGAUAAUAUGCAGGGAACAUCUGUGUUGUCACUCACACAGCUGUUGGAAGACUCGGGAAAGUUUAUAAAUAUAGUUCCAACAAAGGAUUUAAAAAGUAAGGAAGGAAAGGUUCCAUUUAAGAAUGUUACAAAGAUGCCAGCACUGCAAUCAAGUGAUAAUUUGAAAAAGAAUUCAAAUUCGAAAGCAAUGAUUGACUUGAGUUUUGAAUGGGCAGAUUUUCACGUUGGUCAGCUGUAUGAAAAUGGAGUAGUAUUUCUCAUUAAUAUGACUGACUGGCUUGAUUGCUUGAAGGAAAUCUCUUCAGCUAUUGAAAAGUUGGAAGUGAAAAAGAAGGUCAAGUUCCUGCCAUCACUUGGAUCUACAUAUUCAUUACCCUUGCAGCAUGGCAUUUGUAUCCUUAAUGGUAAAGAAGAUUUGGCAUACAUUCGAGUAAAAGUUGUGAGAUCAGCAGGCCCAGUUGCUUGGGUUUACGGUAUAGACACAGGGAGUAUACACAUGUGUGAAGUGGGAGAUCUUAUUCUUCUCCCUGCUGCAGUUAUCAACUAUCCCCCAUGUGGCAGACUGGCUUUGUUACCACUUGUGCCAGCCCCCUGUGCAACAAUGGUUUCACCAUCUUUGACGCUCCUGGUGGUUCUCGCACAAUGCUCUGACUUGGCUGAGGAUCUCUGUAAUGUAAACAUUUGGUCGAUUGCCAGCUUGAUGCAGGUUAAAGAGUUGACACAGCUGACUCUGGAACUUUUAAGAGCAAUUGUUGAGAACAUUCCCAAGACUGAUCUCUUACCUGAUGUGUGUUCAGUCAUCACAGAUUACUUACUAAGAGCAACAUUAAGGAAAACACAAGACCUACUAUGUACUAGAACAGCAUAUUCAAUUCUCAUCUCUGCAAUAAAGACAUGUUCCAAGAUACGUCUUUCUCUGGCAAAAGAGGGGGUUUUCACUACACUGUGUAAUUUGGGGCUCAAGACUGGGGAGCAGCAGGCUUUUCAAGUUGUCAAGAUGCUAUUAGGUGGAAGAAAAGCAAUGAAGAAGUGGUCCAGCUUGUCCAGAAAAGUGUCACAUAUUCAUCACAAAAGAGGUUUGCAUAAUUGGAAACCACAGAGAGACACAGUACAAGCCCUCAGUACACCUUCCGAUACAGACAGUUCUCCAGCCAUAAUAUGUUUGGCAGUAAUGACCAGCCCGGACCGUAACUGGGAUUUGGAGGUGCGUGGUACUAUCAAGAGUAAGCAGCUGGUUCCUUACCAAAGUCAUGGAGGAUGGUGUCAGGACAAAGGACAAAUAAUUACCACUUAUACUGGUGAACUUCACUAUGGAUCUAUGUUCAAUGUUCUGAACGAUGAUACUCACCACAUAAUCCUUGAGAAAAGUGUUCCAAACAUCAGGAUGAACACCCUUCUUCAGAUUAUUCUGGGGAUGCUGAACACUGGCCUUGGAGGUAAAAUAUACAUCGGCCUCAAUCAGUUGGGAAUUGUUGAAGGGGUGAGGACAAGCAGGAAUCAGCGUGACUGUUUCAUGCUUGGCUUUACUAAGCUGAUAACAUCGGAGAUUUAUCCAAUGGUACUCCCAUGUGAUUCACUCAUCCAGUUUAUUCCCAUCAUACGUUCUGGAAAUCUCACCAAGGCAACCCAGUCCUCGCCAGCGUCUUCAACUCACCCCUCAGAGUCUGACUACUAUGUUAUCAUUCUUACAGUGCGUCCACAACAAAGCACAUUGUAUCGGUACCGUGAUGAUCCAGAGCCCAUAUUUGUUCGGGAAGGUGGUGUGACGAACACCCUCCGUGGACAGCAGCUCGACCAACGACUGCUUUCUUCCGCAAAAGAAGUUUGUGAAUUACAGCAGCAGGUGUCUCAGGAGAAACAGUCAAUGCUUGAUAUGAUACUGGUAAAAAAAUCACAGCACUUUUAAAAUUAGCAAUUUUUUGGCAUACUGUAACAGUCAUGUGUUUUGUAUCCACAUACAGUGUAUAAUUUCAGGCUUUAGAAAAUAUUUUUUGCCCUACAGUAAUAUAUUUUCAAGUUUUAUUCUUUGUCAUCUUCAUGUAAUGAUGAAAUAAUGUGAAAAGCUGUGUAAGAAUUGGCAAGUGAAUGUUUGUGCUCAAGUUGUCCUCUUCUGUAAAGAUGAGGUGUUUAUCAGUGCUGAGCAGUCACACUGCAUAGGUGAGUCUUGGCUUAAUACAUAACCUACUUUUUGGACCCCUCUCUUGAAAUCGCAUCUUGUCCCAGACUUUUGGACUGUACCUCUUGAUAACUGACUUCUUCACUUUUGUAAAUAUACUUUUGUCUUCAGUUAGUUCUUUAAUUUUGUUGGAAUUAAUUUACUGUAGAUCAGUGUUUUGUUUAAGUUCAUAUACACAAAUAAAAGCUGAAAAUUCUGGUUAAAUUAAUAUAGAGCUUUAAAUUGUUAUUGGACAUUUUCCACUUGCCAAUAUAUUUACUGUAUCAAAAAUACAUCUAAUUUAAAAAAAAUGAUGUAAAGGCAUUAUGAAUAAGUGUUUAUUAUAACUGUAAUGAACUUUUUUAUUGCAUAUUGUAGACCUAGUCCAAAACACUAGUGAGAAGCUCUGCACAAUGAAAUCACGAUUGCAUCUGGGGUGACCUAGAACCCUGAGUUUGAUUCCAUUGCACUGUUAGAUUUUCUCAUUAGUCCUUUAUUUGGCACAUUUCUUUAUUAUAAUUAUUUUCUUUGUCAACAUUCUCUAUAAAGUUGAAUAGGGAUUA